AUGCCUACCCGCGUCAGGCCGCUAGCCCGGCAGCUCCCACGAAUCCUCUCGAGAGCAUCGAGUCGGAGCUAUGCCACUUCCUUGGAGCGACCGUUACGAACCGCCCUCUUCUUCCCUGGCCAUGGAGUACAACGGAAGGGCAUGACCAGUCCAUGGGUCGAGGCAUUCCCCCGCACAUGCAAGCCCUUCCUUGAAGAGAUGGACGAGAUCCUGCAAACCAAGCUCUCAACAAUGAUAGAAGAUGGACCCAUAUAUAUGCUGGACAAGACCGAGAAUGCUCAACCUGCAAUCAUGGCCACCUCUGUCAUGAUCCUGCGGGUUCUCGAACAAGACUUUGGCUUCAAGCCGCAAGACACCAUCGAUGUUACACUCGGCCAUAGCUUAGGCGAAUAUGCCGCCCUUGUAGCUGCUGGGUACCUCGAGUAUCCUUUUGCACUCCAGCUCGUCCGGAAGAGAGGAGAGAUCAUGGGUGAAUGCACUCGCAAGGCCAAGGAAGAGUCUGGAGAUAGGUACGGCAUGAUGGCCUUGGUUUGUGAACCAGAUCAGCUGCCUGGUCUCAUUGCGGCUGUCAAGGAUUUCCUAAGCCAGGGCUCAGAAGGUGCCAAGGAUGAUUCAAGCCACGAGCAAGCCAUCCAGCAGGUGUCGAUCGCCAAUUAUAAUUCGAAGAACCAGAUUGUGCUCAGUGGCAGCUUCAAUCGCAUCAAGAACCUGCUGGUGCACAUCAGAGAGUUUGGAGGGCAUGAUCCGCGCGCUGUGGAGCUGAAGUCCAACUCGGCCUUUCAUAGCCCCAUUAUGGAGCCUGCAUACGACUAUAUGCGUAAGGCUCUAAAGCCUGACAAGGUCAAAUGGCCUGGUCUGUGUCCGACAAUUAUGAACGCUAGUGGCAAGCCAGCCGGGUCAAAGGACCAGCUGAUCAACAACCUUGCUAGACAAGCCAUCGAUACGGUGCUCUGGUGGGACUCGAUCAAAUUCCUCGAUCGAGAGGCUGGCUGCAGACGGUACCUCGGUCUAGGACCCGGCAAGGUCGGCCGCAACCUGGUGUCCAAGGAAGUUGGCCGAAGUUCUGCUAAGGGCGGAGGCGUAUGGUCUGUUUCCGAUCCGAGCGAGAUCGAGUCUACCCUGAAAGCACUGACUGAGACUGCUGCUGAAGCCAAUAGCUGA
Messenger RNA from Cyphellophora europaea CBS 101466, 1161 nucleotides. RefSeq lists its product as uncharacterized. Gene Ontology annotation, molecular function: [acyl-carrier-protein] S-malonyltransferase activity. Bases 1 to 1161 code for a protein of 386 amino acids. Lineage: Eukaryota; Fungi; Ascomycota; Eurotiomycetes; Chaetothyriales; Cyphellophoraceae. Gene Ontology annotation, biological process: fatty acid biosynthetic process. Gene Ontology annotation, cellular component: mitochondrion. The transcript has 2 exons. The record is from RefSeq and is a predicted model, not a curated record.